AUGAAGCUCAGAGACGCCAGUUCAUCCAGCAUCAGAGUCAGCAUCAUCCAGCCGGGGAAUUGCUCUGGUGCCAUCAACAUCUUGAAGACCAAAACUGCUCUGGAUCUGGGGGUUUCUAACUGCACAGAGUUUGUCUCUGUUCUGCAGAAGUAUUACCUGUCACCUGUUUAUGGACUCGAGUUCUGCAUCGGUUUCCCUGGCAACCUUUUGGUUAUUCUGGGUUACCUUUUUUGCCUGGAGGAGUGGCAGAGUUGUAACAUUUACCUGUUCAACCUGGCUAUCUCUGACCUCAUUUUUCUCUGCACGCUGCCAUGCUUCUCCUACCUUUAUUCCAAUGACUUCCAAGAAACCAACAUCUACAUUUGCCUCAUCAAUCGCUAUGUUUUGCACGUCAACCUUUACUCCUCCAUCUUGUUUAUGGUUUGGCUCAGCAUGGACCGGUUCUUGCUCAUAAAACACCCAACAAGGAACCAUUUCCUGCUGAAACGGCGGUCAGCGUUGCUUGUGACAGGCCUGACCUGGCUGGUUGUUAACGUGGAAAUUACGCCAAUGAUCUCUCUAUUGAUACAGGACUUCCAAAGAGGAAAUUGGAGUGUUUGCAAUGAUUUUGCCAGCCUCAGAGGAGACAUCAAUUUGUUAGGCUACAGCUUGAGCUUAACUGUCACUGGUUACGUUCUUCCUCUGCUCGGACUUUGUAUUUUUUCCCAACAAAUUGCACAUUUGCUCCAUGCAAAGGAAAGAGUUCUCCAGUUAAAAGUGUCAUACAAGCGGCCUCUGCGGGUGGUCACAUCCGCCGCAGUCUUGUUUUUUAUCCUCUACUCCCCCUACCACAUUCUAAGAAACAUCAGGAUCGCAUCUCAACCCCCCUGGACAAAGCUGUCUCCAUGCACAAUCAUGAACAUUGAUGCGGUGUACAUUUUAACCCGACCGCUGGCCUUCCUGCACAGCGUGAUGAACCCUGUCUUCUACUUCUUCAUGGGAGACAAAUUCAGAAACCUCUUGAUCUCCAAAAUCAGGAAGAUUGCAAACAAGAGGAAAUUCAGAAGAGACCAAUCAUAAUAUAAAAUAUUUUAAAACUUAUUCUGACAUUCUGUAUAUGAGUAAGCUUUUUCUCAAACUUAAACUGCUUUAUUUUUUUAAUACGAUGUGUUUAAAUACUACAUUUAUAGGCAUGUUGCAUUAAACUUUAUUUUAAGAGAAUUUCAUAUUUAAGUACUAUUCUUAAUGACAUUUGUAAGUCUUUUUGUAGCUUUUACCCAUGUUAUUCAUAAAGAAAUGGCUCUUAAGGCUGCAAAGAAUGUUCUAUCACUUUUACCACUGUUAUUCUCUAUAAUUAGAGAAUAAACGACAUUUCAAUCAAUUAUAAGAGCUUAAAGGGUAACCAAACCCUAGAUGAACUUUUUCUUUGCUGUUGACAUCUAUAAAUGGGGCUUUAAAAGUGCUGUCUGCUGUUCAUAGCCUCAUUUUUUACAAAUUAAAAUAACAUCGUUUAAUUCUUCAAAAUAUAGUCAAAAAUCGCUGGUGUGCUG
Oryzias melastigma (Indian medaka) is the source of this 1529-nucleotide messenger RNA. Its product is annotated as succinate receptor 1. Gene Ontology annotation, biological process: G protein-coupled receptor signaling pathway. The record is from RefSeq and is a predicted model, not a curated record. The transcript is spliced from 3 exons. Lineage: Eukaryota; Metazoa; Chordata; Actinopteri; Beloniformes; Adrianichthyidae. Bases 1 to 1059 code for a protein of 352 amino acids. Gene Ontology annotation, cellular component: plasma membrane. Gene Ontology annotation, molecular function: G protein-coupled receptor activity.